GCCCACUGGGUAGUUAAUGGGCCUUAUAUUUAUAACUUAAUGCUAUUAUCCACGUGUACGGUAAAGGUGCUCCAUUGUCGAGUGCGGUCUAUGGUGAGGCUAAUCACAUCAGAUCAUAUAACGUUAACACGGUAAACAGGUUGCUUGAGAAGACAUCAAUUCCAUUCGUUAAAACAUACGCGUCUUUAAUCCACGCGCCUCCGUGUGUGUGAUGGCUAAGCCUCCAACGUUACCGAUCUCAGACCAUUCCGGUGGUAGUGGUUCCCAGCCUCAGCAAACCGUCUCCGCACCGGCGUUUCGCACGUUUCUCUCUCGCCUCUCGUCGUCGAUCCGCCAAAGCCUAUCGCAGCGACGGCCGUGGUUAGAACUCGUUGAUCGGAGCGCGAUUUCGCGGCCAGAUUCUCUCACCGAUGCGUAUUCUCGGAUCCGGAGGAACCUACCUUACUUCAAGGUGAAUUACGUGACGAUCGUCUCCUUGGUGCUCGCGCUCUCGCUCCUCUCACAUCCUCUGUCUCUCCUCGUUCUCAUAUGCCUCUUCGGCUCCUGGAUCUUCCUCUACCUUUUCCGUCCGUCGGAUCAACCGGUGGUGAUUCUCGGCCGUACGUUCUCGGAUCGCGAAACGCUUGGAGUUUUGGUGAUUUUGACGAUCGUCGUCGUCUUCUUGACCAGCGUCGGAUCUCUAUUGACCUCUGCUUUGAUGAUCGGUUUGGGGAUUGUGUGUUUGCACGGCGCGUUUAGAGUUCCUGAGGAUCUUUUCUUGGAUGAUCAAGAACCUUCUAACACCGGAUUAUUGUCAUUCCUUAGCGGAGCUGCCACCUCAGCCGCAGUUGCCGCCGCAUCAACUCCUGUGUCAGGUCGUGUCUGAGUUAAGAGGACUCGUCCUCUGUAUACGAAAAGCUCAAUUUCUAUGAUUCUUUAUUCGUUUCUUUUAGAAAAAUUGCUUACGUUGGGAAUGUAGAAUUGAUCUUUUUGGUUUUAAGUUUAGGAAUUCAAGAUUUUGAUAUUUUUGACCUCUAUUGGUAAUUCAAACAUGUAAUUGAUUCAACAAUUCUUCACAUUACUCUUUA
Messenger RNA from Camelina sativa (false flax), 1067 nucleotides. RefSeq names its product PRA1 family protein B3. The record is from RefSeq and is a predicted model, not a curated record. Gene Ontology annotation, biological process: vesicle-mediated transport. NCBI's taxonomy places the organism in Eukaryota, Viridiplantae, Streptophyta, Magnoliopsida, Brassicales, Brassicaceae. Gene Ontology annotation, cellular component: Golgi apparatus; endoplasmic reticulum.